Messenger RNA from Salvia miltiorrhiza (redroot sage), 1201 nucleotides. RefSeq lists its product as uncharacterized. The coding region runs from base 190 to 993 and encodes 267 amino acids. The record is from RefSeq and is a predicted model, not a curated record. The transcript is spliced from 3 exons. Lineage: Eukaryota; Viridiplantae; Streptophyta; Magnoliopsida; Lamiales; Lamiaceae.
UUGUUGGUUUGUUUUGUAGGACGUCUCGACGUUCCUUGGCCGGUGAGUAAUAGAAAUUUGGAGAGAAGAAGAGCACGUUUCACCACAUUUCCUAGCAACCAGAGGCAUUUGAAAGUUAUCUUGGGAGAAGAGAGUUUAAGACAGACUACUUUGUGGAGUUCCGUCCCUCCUGGUCCAGAAGACUACGUGAUGUCGCACCCUAAGAUGAAUCUUCUUCCAGAAAAGGAUAGCUAUGAAACUUACUUGAAGAUGCGGGAGAAGAAGAAGGCAUCUGGCAGGGGCAAGAAGGGUGUUUCAGGUAGUGAGCCCGUUAGUGAAUCCGACGUCCAAGUAGUCGAACCGUCGGGGCGGUCAAAGAGGAAGAAGAAAGCAGCGCCUUUUGAGGUCCCGGACUACUCCGAUGGCUCUAUCCAUCUCACACUUCCUAGUGGGACUUCAGCCCAGACCGACUAUGAUUCGUGUGCGGAUCAUUUUGAGCGUCUGUUGCUAGAGGACGACCGCGCUAGGAUGUUGAAGGUUGGCGUGGUUGAUUCUGCCAGCACUGCCGCCCGUCUUGCGUUUCAGGGCUAUCAGUAUACUCUGUUCAUGAAGGAGCAGUUGGUAGAGGCGGCUGACCAGCUCAAGGUGGCUCUGAGAGAGCAAGACGCCCUUCGGAAGGAACUCGAGGAAGAGAAGGGUCGUUAUGAAACGGCAGAGAAGGAGCUGAGGGAUGAGCUAUCCUUGAAGAGUCACCUGAUUUCUACCCUUCAAUCUCAGAUAGGGCAGUUGGAGGCAACUUUGGAGGUCCGAGAGGAGGAGCUUCGGUUUAGCCAUCUUCAGACGGUCGUUCUUACCCGAGGUGAGAUGAUGAAGGAGUUCAAGGAAGGGAAAGCGGGUUCCUGGAACGUAGAGAAGGGCAUACGUGAGAUGGAGGAUGUACUACGUGACAGGGCUGAAGGAGUGGGAGUGGUUGAUGCCACUACUGACGGCGAGGGCGACGGGGGCGAUGACUAGACUUAUUUGUAGUUGAAACUUCUUCGAACAAUUUCUAUUUGGUUAUGUAAUAGUAAUUAGGCUCUUCGAACUUGAUAUUAUCUACUUUUCUCCCCUAGUUUGAGUCUAGUCUCUUUUGGCUAGAUUUGGACUUGGUAUUUGUAGGACAUGUCAUUUCCGGUAUAUCCGGCCCGAUCAGGUGGUUCGCUCUUUGAUGCUUUAUUCGACA